CGGCGUUUUGUUUGGGGAGAGCCAGCGUUCGUGAUUGACAGGGCAAUCCGUCCAAUAAGCACAGUAUCGUGUAAUUUUUCACCGGCGUCUCUUAGCCAUUGACCAAUGGGAGGCGUCGUUGUGGUUUAGUCGUCGCCGUGACGUUGACGAACCGCAUUACCGCCCACCCCUUGCCCGUGGCGGAGGGACGCUAUAAAUAUGGAAGCAACUGCGUCUCUGCUAUACUCAGUAGUAAAAUUUAGUGGUAGGUGUACAGUAGUGCUAAGCUAGUAUUAGGAGGGGAUACCCCCCCGAAAAAAAUCUUUAUAUAUCUAUAACUCGGUCGCAAAAAAUUGCAGAAGUUCACACGGACUGGAAUACCUACUCAUAUUAAUAUAUUAAUACAUUUCAUUUGAAGAAAGUCUUUAUUUUCUGUUUGCACUAAGCCUAGAUAGCUUGCCGGUAAGCUACUUCAUAACUGAUGAGAAUAUUUUUAUUACCCUAAUGAACUGAAGCAUUUACCUGUGGGAAAGGCACUUAUUUGCAGCUAGGAUUUAAAUUUUUUUGCUUGGUGCCAACUGAAGAUACUUUUUUGUUUGGGAGGGGGGGUGUUUUUCAACAUUUUGGGAAACAAGCAGAAGGAAACCCUCACUCCUGUGCUCUGGCAGGGCUGUAGCUAUGCAGCUUGAAAUCCAAGUGGCUCUCAAUUUUAUAAUUUCGUAUUUGUACAACAAGCUCCCUCGGCGGCGAGUGAAUGUGUUUGGCGAAGAGCUGGAACGGCAGCUGAAGCAGAAGUACUGCGGCCACUGGUAUCCAGACAAGCCUUUCAAGGGCUCUGGCUUCCGAUGCAUUCAUGUGGGGGAGAAGGUGGACCCGGUCGUAGAGCUGGCGGCCAUGGAGAGUGGCCUCGACAUCCACGACGUUCGCAACAACCUGCCUCAGGACCUGAGCGUGUGGAUCGAUCCGUUUGAGGUAUCGUACCAGAUUGGGGAGAAGGGUCCCAUCAAGGUGCUCUUCAUAGAUGACUGCAACGAGAACGGCACUGAGCUGGACAGAGAGAUCAAGAGUAGUUUCAACCCUGACGCCCAGGUAUUCAUGCCCAUCAGUGAACCUGCGGGGCUCUCCCCGCCUUCCAGCUCUCCGUCACCCCCUAUUGGCCACUCUGCCGCCGUUAGCCCCUCCUUCGUGUCCCGUCCCUCCCAGCCCCUAACCUUCACCACUGCUGCGUUCGCGGCCACCAAGUUUGGCUCGACUAAAAUGAAGAGCAGUGGCCGCGGUGGCAAGGCUUCCCGCGCCUCGCCUACCAACCUGGGCUUGAAGCAGAAGCCCCCCCCGUCGACUGGGCCCCAGCUCUAUGGCCUGGGCCUGAGCAAGCCCUCCGCCCUGUCCCCCAACGCUAAGGAGUUCGUGCUGCCCAGCGCUCUGGGGCAGGUGAGCCCCAAAGCUGCCUUCCCCUCCGACGGGGCGCUGGGCCUUGGGCCCCUGCCGUACAGCGGCGCCUUUGACAUGUUUACGACAUACGGGAGCCUCAACGACAAGUCCCUGGUGGACGGGCUGAACUUCAGCCUGAACAACAUGCAGUAUUCCAACCAGCAAUUCCAGCCAGUCAUGGCGAAUUAGUGACAAACCUGCAAGUGAGAUAUUCAAUAAAAAGAAACAAACGAAAAAAGUUGUACGAUUAAUGCGCAUGAGCCGAGAGGAGGGUUGACUCCCUUUGCCUUUUUUCUUUUUUUAAUAAGCUUGUAGUACAAAAUGUUCAAGCUUGGUUACUUAAACCCAAUGUGUGUCGUAUUUUGCCAGCCAAGCACAACAUUUGAUUUUUAUUUUUUGUUUUUUUUUGUACUGACUGCUUUAAAAACAACAAAAAAAUGAAUCUCCAGGUUUUGACUUUGGCACUAUUAAGUGGUGUUUCUGCUCUUCUUUUUCUAAUGAUAAUUUAAUUUAGUACGAAGUUUGUAAAAUAUCAGAGUAUAUUGUUUCUACGACACUGUAUUGCAUUUCUAUCUUUUUACAACUUCAGUGAUGUGGGGCUGCGGCACAUUUUUUUAUUUUUUUUGUCUUCUUUCAGAAGUUGUGUUAAAGUCCAUCUUGGGAAACGACUGUUGACUAUGAAUGACAGUCGUCCCUAGUGGUGGAAUUAGAAUUUUUUUUUGUUUUUUUUUCCCCAAUUUUGCUAUCUCACAAAUAUAUAAAAAAAAAUCGAAUUGUAUAUAAAAUUUUGUACUACAUUGUGCAAUACUUGAUAAAACAGUAUAACAAAGUAUUUUGAGUGUCUUACAUGUUAAGAGGGACUGAUAGUUUAUUAAGUUUGUAUUAAAAUGCUUAAAUAUGCUUGUCUAUUUUUUUUAAAUUUCAUAUCUGCAUCUUGUCAUUUCUAAUAAAAACUAUCUACGAUGAAA
This is a messenger RNA of Brienomyrus brachyistius, 2378 nucleotides long. RefSeq names its product protein Tob1-like. The transcript has 2 exons. Gene Ontology annotation, biological process: regulation of gene expression. Gene Ontology annotation, molecular function: transcription corepressor activity. The coding region runs from base 658 to 1599 and encodes 313 amino acids. The record is from RefSeq and is a predicted model, not a curated record. Gene Ontology annotation, cellular component: cytoplasm; nucleus. Lineage: Eukaryota; Metazoa; Chordata; Actinopteri; Osteoglossiformes; Mormyridae.